AUGGCUUCUUCUGCUUCUGCCCCCGCGGCGGAACCGCGCAAGUAUGAGUGGCUUGUGGUUGUGCCAGAUGUGCCGGGGAGUUUGGCGAAGAGGCUGGAGGUUCGGCCGCAACAUUUCGCCGGUCUGAGCAAGAUGAAGGAGAGCGGCCUUUUCAAGAUGGGUGGCGCCGUGCUGGAGGACAUGCCUGCUGAUGACGAGGUCUCGAGCAUGAAGUUUGCGGGCAGCACGGUCAUAGUCGUUGCAGAGAGCCGGCAGGCGGUGAUUGAUCUGCUCAAGGACGACGUCUAUGUUUCGUCUGGGGUGUGGGAUCUGGAGAAGGCUAUGAUCUGGCCGGCCAAGAUUGCUUUCCGGCUUCCUUAA
This is a messenger RNA of Cryphonectria parasitica EP155, 360 nucleotides long. RefSeq lists its product as uncharacterized. Lineage: Eukaryota; Fungi; Ascomycota; Sordariomycetes; Diaporthales; Cryphonectriaceae. The record is from RefSeq and is a predicted model, not a curated record. The transcript is spliced from 4 exons. The coding region runs from base 1 to 360 and encodes 119 amino acids.